Molecule: messenger RNA, 866 nt
Organism: Micromonas pusilla CCMP1545
Lineage: Eukaryota; Viridiplantae; Chlorophyta; Mamiellophyceae; Mamiellales; Mamiellaceae
Exons: 2
Coding region: 36-866 (276 amino acids)
Source: RefSeq, a predicted model, not a curated record
CGCGCACGCACGCGCGUCACGCUCUCAUCUUCGAAAUGGCGCACACGCGCAGCGAAGCCCCCGAGAUCGCCGUCUUCAAGGACGACCGCGUCAUGGUCAACGUCAUGUCCGUCGUCGACGUCGUCACGAGCACGGUCCCGCUCCCCGUGAUGCUCCUCGUGGGCGCGAUCAAGCAGGGCGAUCUCCCGCACGGCGUCGCCGUCCUCCAAGUGAUGCCGUGCAAAGACAUCAGCGCGGAGCCCGCGGGGCAGAGGAUAUUCUCGCUGUGGCAGGGCGCGGACGUGGAGACGAUCGCCGCCGCGGUGGAGGCGACGAUCGGCGAGCACUGCACGUCGACGCUGUUCCCGGUGAUGGAGACGCACGCGCACGGGAUCUCGAAGGAGUCGCUGGAGGAGAAGCUCGCGCGGCACGCGCGGUCGACCGCGAGGUCGAUCGAGUCGCUCGACGCUCGGCUCGGGGUCAGCGGCGCGGUCAUCAAGGGCGUCACGACCGGUGAGCAGGUCGUGUCUAAGACGAUGCACGACGUCUGGGAGAAGACCGCGGGGAUCAGAGAGAACCCGACCGUCGCCAAGACCCUCGACGUCGGCGCGAAAGGGUGGAACUCGCUCGUCGGCGGGUUCACCGCCGCGGCCGCGAUGGUCGACCGGACGCGGGAUUCGUUGGUGAAGAGAGGGCAGGAGAUGGCGGGGCCGAGCGAGGAAGCGCUGGCGGUGAACGCGCCGGCGGCGAUCAUUCAGCCCGCGGCGGCGGGCGCGGCGGGGGCGGGGGCGGGGGCGGACGCGAUUCCGACGUCGACGUCCCCGAGCGGGGCUGGGGACGACGACGGAAGCCCGCGCCGUUGCUCGCGUGAGGGCGGUCGUCGAUGA